Messenger RNA from Pimephales promelas (fathead minnow), 3006 nucleotides. RefSeq names its product tumor necrosis factor (ligand) superfamily, member 10 like 3 (gene tnfsf10l3). Gene Ontology annotation, biological process: immune response. Gene Ontology annotation, cellular component: membrane. The record is from RefSeq and is a predicted model, not a curated record. Gene Ontology annotation, molecular function: tumor necrosis factor receptor binding. NCBI's taxonomy places the organism in Eukaryota, Metazoa, Chordata, Actinopteri, Cypriniformes, Leuciscidae.
UGAAAACCGAGAAGGCAGGAUGGAGAGCGGAUGAUAUUGCCAGUCUAUCGUCAAACUCGUUCGGUUGUUAUUCCUCGCAGCAGCGUGUUUUUAACUUAUUGUCACUAAAACGCAGGAUUUACUGGAACCUAUUUUGCCUAUAAGAUGAUACUAUUGUCAUUAAAACAUACUUGUGUCCUUGGACUCGUUGUGUGUGGUGGUUGGUAAAAUCAAACUUCUUUAGUUAGUCCAUAGAGAUGGACAUGGAGUCUGCAGCCCCUCCUCAGCGCGUGAUGGAGUCAUUCGACAGGAAUGCCGCGGCAUCCGAAGGCAACUCCGAAUAUUUACAAUCUGUAAGCAGCGAAUCGAGCUCAUUCAUCAUGGUUCAGCCCAAAAAUCGUCUCGAAGUGCCGUCCAGGUUGUGGGUGACUACGGUUGUUGUUAUCGUGAUUGUCCUUCAAGUUGCCUCGACCACUGGACUCUUCAUAUACUUGAACAUGUCAAUGGCACAGGCUCGAACAGAAGGUGUGGUGGAGGAGCUGAGGUGUCUUGGUCUUCUGAACGCUAUGGAGAAGGAACAGGAUGUACCUGAUGACCUGGUUCAGCUCUUUGGGGAGCCAUGCAUUAAAUUAGCUGAAGGACUCAAAGCCUACAUCUCCAAGGUCACAGAAAACAUUAUCUCCAAACACACCUUUCAAGAAAGAGUCGCUAUCCCUCCACGUACAAAAUUACUCACCACUGGCAGCCCACGGCCGUCAGCUCAUCUUACUCUCAGAGACAGUGGACUGCAGGGUACGACAUCUUUAACCCCCCAGACCGACCUUCACCAGUCCUGUCGCCAUCCUGUCCGUUCCUGGGGGAACCAAAGUUUUGGCUCCCACCUGCACAACAUGACCGUGUCCAACGGCCGGCUGCGUAUUCCUAGCGCAGGCCGCUACUACCUGUACGCCCAAGUCUACUUCCGUUAUCUCACCCUCUCCAUGGACAAUUACCACUCUGGAUCCGUCAGCCACCAGGUGGUCCAGUGUGUCUACAAGAAGACUGCCUACGCUCGGCCUAUUCAGCUCCUGAAGGGCGUGGGCACCAAAUGUUGGUCUCCAGACAGCGAGAACGCCCUUCACUCCAUCUACCAGGGCGGCCUGUUUGAACUUCGUGCAGGUGAUGAGAUCUUCAUCUCGGUGUCCUCUCCCACAGCUGUGUAUGCAGAAGACUCCUCCAGCUAUUUCGGGGCCUUCCUGUUUGACCUCUGAGGGAAGCAGUUGGGGCUUGUGGUCUCAUUCCAAGGGGAAAGGAAAUUGUUUCUGUCUGAGGGCCCCACAUGGGAACCAUGAAGAGAGGAAAGCACAGAUACUCCACCAUCUGAUGAGUUCAAAUGGCCCUGUAAUGAGCAAACAACUCUUAUUUUUCAGAAAACCAUCUUGUUAUUGUGGUCUGAGAUGAGGAAGACCGUUUGACCUUUGUGGGCUGAGUUUUAUAUGGCUCUGGACUCCCAUCUGAAUGGGAGAAAAUCUGUGAGGGCUUUAUGAAGACAAACCUGAUGUUAAACAUUAGGAAGACCUGAAAAUGAUGACAAUAACCACAUACUAAUAAUAAAGACUUUUUACCUUGAACAAAUGCACAAAACUUUGUGCAAGCUGCUACUAAAAGUGCAUACAAACCAUGCCAGAUUAAUAGCCUGCUUCUUUUGAUGUUUUUUUGGUCUUCUUUUAAAUAAAUGUUAUGUUUAUAUUGUUCAUUCUUUCCUAAAAGGAGUGUGACUACUCAUGGAUGAGAAGUCUCCUAUUAAGGAAACUUAGCCACCCAUAAUGUAUUAUGAGUCAAACAUGUGUCAUUCACUUGUGUCUGAAGUAAAAGUCUAGCAAAUAAUCUAGAGCCAAAAUGGGGGAAGGUUAAGAGAGACAUCACAUGACUCAUAUUUUUCAAAAUAAGCCAAAGUUAAUAUAACCGUUGUUAAAAAAUUUUUUUUUUUUUUUGUCCAAUCUGAAAUACCUAGGUAGGACAUGAGUGAAACCAAAGGAGAAACUCACAAUCCACACAGAAAAGAAACACUGAAGUGAGCAUGUUACAUGUAAUUUUAUUUCAUGUAGUGCUUAUGAAUAAAUUACAAUGAUAAUGUGACAUUCUUAUUUAACACUAAUGGAUAAUGCUGAAAUUAAAAAAAACAACAAGUUCACAUAAUUUAAACAAUAAGUACAAAGAACCCAACAAAAUGAUUUCUGGCUUCAAUUACUUAUUUUUUUCCAACAAAAUUAGUACACAAUGCUAUAAGAUGUUCUUAAUAAAGUGGCCCUUAAUUUUUUCUUUUAAAGGACUGACAUUUUGAUAAAAAAUUUAAAUACUGUUGAAGUUAUUUAAGGACUGAGAACCAGCCAACAAACUUUCAAGUUUCAAGUACAGUUUUAGCAUUCAUUUUAUGUCCCACUGUGAAUUAGCAUAGUGGUUUGGUAGGCUAGCAGAGAAAUUCAAAUGAUUAAAAGAGGUUGAACCAGAUAGAUGCAGACUUUAACAUUAAAAUGGGUUCAAAUCUGGGUUUGUAUGCAUACCAUGAAAUUACACAAUUCAGAUGACUACAUUUUGCAUGCUCGGGUUACAUUUGGACAUGCAUGUGAUAUGAAUAUAAAUGGUACAUGCAAUACACAUAAGGAGAAUCUGUAGAUGGAGAAAACAUGGGCACCAAUAAGUCAAGCCUCAGAAAAUGUUAAUAAAUAGAUAAUUAAAGAGUGUGCCAACAGAAGCUAAUCAGAAUUAAAGGGCAAAUCUGAAUUGUAUUACUGAGUUAAUGGUAUAAUGUAAUGCAUUCAUUUGCAUUAAUCGCAUUAGUUUAUGUUGUCCAAAAAUCACUUGCAUAGGGAAAUGCUACAUACUCUGUAUUUUUAACAGUGGUUUUAAGAGCACAAUGUUUGAGAACCACAUCAAAUAUUUAUAAGUUUGGGGUCAGUAAGAUUAAAAAAAAUAUAUAUAUCAAAUUGAUCAAGUGACUGUUAUUUAUUUGAUAUUUAUAAUUGUACAAUAGAUUUAUAUGUUUCA